Molecule: messenger RNA, 2779 nt
Organism: Cucurbita pepo subsp. pepo (vegetable marrow)
Lineage: Eukaryota; Viridiplantae; Streptophyta; Magnoliopsida; Cucurbitales; Cucurbitaceae
Source: RefSeq, a predicted model, not a curated record
GACAAUGAAACAUAUAAUAAAAUAACUAACUCCAAACCCUAUUUUCUUUCUAUGAUGUCAACAAUAAUAUAAAAUCAUGUUAUGUUCUUCCUAAAGCAGUCCCUUACCUUUUGAAUGAGCUCCCCUGAGUGGUCAAGACCGCCAUUGUUGAAUUCAUUGUUUAUGUUCUUCUAGCUCCCCUGAGUCCAAGUUCCAAGUGUUUUUUAUUGGCAAAAUGCAAUAUCAUUCAGUCCAGUUUUAUGCUAACAAAAGCAAGAACUCAAUUGAUAAAAACCCACAGAUGGGCUCCCAAUCAACAAGUAUAAGAGAAAUUGGGUAAUGGCGACUGGGAGUGAGAGCUUUCUGUGCUGCUGCUACUGCUUUGUAGUGCUUUUUUUGGCAGAGUUUUCCCACUCCCAGUCGACACCGCACAAUGCACUGACACAAGGCCAAAAGCUAACAAUUGGGUCUCAGUUAAUUUCAGCCACCGGCAGCUUUGUGCUUGGAUUUAAUCCCACUUAUUUGGGGAUCUCCUACAACACUAAGCACCAGAAGCCAGUAUGGAUAGCCAACCGAGACUCUCCAUUUCCCAACAAUGAUGCGUCGAUCAGCCUCACCAUCGACGCCAACGGCAGCUUGAAAAUAGUAGAUGGCCAUGGCUAUUCCUUUUCACUCUAUGAUGUCGAACAGCCAAUCAGUAGCAGCGCCGUGUUGCAAGACGAUGGUAACCUUGUACUGCAAGAGCUGAACCAAGAUGGAUUGGUGAAACGGGUGGUGUGGCAGAGCUUUGAUCAUCCAACGGACACUCUUCUUCCAGGAAUGAAACUUGGAAUCAAUCAUAAAACUGGAUAUGCUUGGUCUUUAACAUCUUGGGGUAGCAAUGAAUCUCCUACGUCGGGAGCUUUCGCUCUGGCAAUGAAUCCAAACAAUACUAAUCAAAUACAGAUAUUGUUCAGGGGUGGCGUGUAUUGGAGCAGCGGGGAGUGGAAAGAUGGUUGGUUUGAAAACCUAUCGGAACUCGACUACUAUAAAGAAAUCUAUUUCAACCGAGUUUCGAAUGAGAAUGAAACGUAUUUCAUUUACUAUGUCCCCAAAUUCGAUCGAACGCCCAGCUUCAAUCAACUAUCAGGAGUGGUUCUACCCAAGUUGAGAUUAGCAGAUGGUGCCACUUUGGUGAUGAACAAUCAAAUUUCAUACGAAGUUUGCACGCUCUUCAAUAUGGAAGAAGGGUGCGUGUGGAGAAAUCAGCAGAAAAUGGCAGAGUGUGGGCGUAGUUCCUUUUGGUGGAUCUCUGGAUACAUGGAGGGAGAGGGUUCUAAGUACAAUGGAAGUGAGAACCUAUCGAUGUUUGAAUGCGAAAAUAUUUGCCUUCUUGAUUGUGAUUGCGUAGCUUAUGGUUAUGCGAACCAAGAUGGAAGCGGCUGUGAGAUUUGGAAGUCAGGAGCAAAGGUUAGUUCAUUGGGAGGAGGUCCACAACGGAUUUAUGGCUAUGACAAAGGAGGAAUGCCGGUUUGGGUGCAAGUUACCAUCGGUCUAAGCAUACCUGCAAUGUUUCUCCUACUCUGUUUUAUGUCCUACGUCAAAUGGAGAACACAAAUAUUGAAAGAAUCUCUAUCUUCAUCCACAGUUAUCAGAAAAGUGAAGAAAGGUAUCGUUCGCGGGAUAGGUGCUAUAUCCGAAGGUUUUAACAUUCUAGGAAUAAUGAUAAGACAAAUUCGAGAUGGAAAAAAGAAUCCCGAAUUACAGUUCUUCGACUUCGAAAGCAUAGUUUCUGCCACAAACAAUUUUGCAGAGGACUGUAAGCUGGGACAAGGUGGUUUUGGGCCUGUUUAUAAGGGAGUUUUGGGUGAUGGCCUAGAAGUAGCCAUUAAAAGACUGUCGAAGAACUCUGGGCAAGGAUUGGUGGAGUUCAAGAAUGAAACUAUUUUGAUUGCCAAACUUCAACACACAAAUCUGGUUAGGCUGAUUGGUUGCUGCAUUUAUAAAGAAGAGAAAUUGUUGGUGUAUGAGUACAUGCCCAACAAAAGCCUUGACUCCUUCCUCUUUGACUCGGAGAAGAAGUUAAUAUUAGACUGGGACAAGCGUUUUCACAUAAUCCAAGGGAUAGUUCAAGGACUACUCUACCUUCACUACUAUUCAAGAGUACGAAUAAUUCAUCGAGAUUUGAAAGUUAGCAAUAUCUUACUAGACGAUGAGAUGAAUGCAAAAAUAUCAGAUUUUGGUAUGGCUAGGGUGUUUAAACCAUCCGAGCAUGAAGCAAACACAAGUCGGGUGGUUGGAACAUAUGGGUAUAUAUCACCAGAAUAUGCAAUGGAGGGCAUUUUCUCGAUAAAGUCAGACGUGUACAGUUUUGGAAUAUUAUUGUUGGAGAUCAUAACGGGCAAAAAGAACUACAACAAUUAUGGCACAGAACGGCCAUUGAAUCUCAUAGGAUAUGCGUGGGAGCUGUGGGUGAAUGGGAGAGGAGAAGAGCUGAUUGAUUCGGAUUUUUGCAACUCUGAUCAGAAACCAAAAGCUCUAAGAUGCAUCCAUGUGGGUCUUUUGUGCGUACAACAAGUACCGGCAGACAGGCCGACGAUGCUGGAUGUUUAUCUAAUGAUUAACAAUGAUUCUACUCAAGUUCUACCUCCCAAGCAGCCUGCAUUCUUCAUUUCUCAAAACCCAAACUCGUCGGAGCUUGAACUGGAGGUGGUCGACAGUGGGCGGCUCAUACGGCCUGCACAGCCACCACAGGAAAUUUGUUCAUUGAGUACUAUGUCAGUCUCGGUGAUGGUGGCCAGGUGAAGCCACUGCUAUGUUU